Hypanus sabinus (Atlantic stingray) is the source of this 15170-nucleotide messenger RNA. It is a transcript of the gene tasor2, whose product is annotated as transcription activation suppressor family member 2. Gene Ontology annotation, cellular component: nucleoplasm. The transcript has 23 exons. The record is from RefSeq and is a predicted model, not a curated record. Gene Ontology annotation, biological process: negative regulation of gene expression, epigenetic. Lineage: Eukaryota; Metazoa; Chordata; Chondrichthyes; Myliobatiformes; Dasyatidae. The coding region runs from base 6389 to 12859 and encodes 2156 amino acids.
ACUUUGAUUAACACCGUCACUGACAAAACAAUUUUCUCUGUAUGGUCUCCUUUAGAUUUUCAAUACGUGUUUUUAAAAAAAAUACUGCCAGCAAAGGUAUUUCAAUGGUAAAUUAUGCCUUUUCCUUUUGUAUAUUUAGUAGGCAAGUAACAUAUUUAAAGAUGAGUGAAUUUUUGAAUCUUGUACAUGACAUCAAUUUCUUUUCAUAUCUUAUUUCCUGUUGACCUAACAAUCUUUCCAAACAAUGUUAUGAUAAAUCAAAGGUGAUAUGCAGUUUUGAUAAGGAUAAAUCUUUAUACAACUGCCUGUCACAAAAACAAUGAGGCACGAUAAUAGGUUAUAGAUCUUUUGGACAGUUGUAGAAAUCAGUUUCAUGUUCAAACAGUACGGAAAAUGGCCUUUGGUCCAAGUCACCCGUGGUGACCAAGGUUCCCUUCUCAGCUAGUCACGUUUUCCUGCAUUUGGCCUGCAACCCUCUGAAGCUGAACACAACAUUCAAAAGCACACAAGAUGCCGGAGGAAUUCAAGUCAGACAGAAUCUACUGUACAAACAGGAAUAACCAGUUAACAUUUUGGGCCGAGACCCUUCAUCAGCAUCAAAAAGGAAGAGGGAAGAAGCCAGAAUAAGCGGCUGGGGGGAGGGGAAGGAGUACAAGCCAGCAGAUUGUUUAUGAAAGAUUUCCAGCAUUCACAGAAUCUCUCGUGUUUAUGAAAAUCUGCCAGCUUGCACUCCUUCCUCCUUCUUACCCUGGUUUCAGCCCCCUUCUUUUCCAGUACUAAAAAUGUGCCUUGGCCAGAAACAUUGCCUUUUAUUCUUCUCUAUAAAUGCUGACUGACUUUCUGGGUUCCUCCUGAAUUUUGUGUGUGUUGCCCUGGAUUCGCAGCAGGAUCUCUUGUGGUUACAACAUUUCAUAUGUGACCUCACACUUGUUUUAUAAAAUCUGUUAUGUUUUGUAACUCCCAAACAUGAAAUUAAUUGAUGGAAAAACAAGGAAGCUGAGAAUGUGAGUCUAACGUCAUUUUUACCUUAACUGAGGAGCACACAUAUCAUGUAGUAGUGCCAUGACAUAAUUCAUGUAUUUUUAUAGAACCUGCAAUGAAUUAUUUAAACAAUAAAGAACACUUAAUCAAACAAUAUGUUUACAAUAUUAUCCAAUUAUUACUGAAAUGUUUGGUUCCUUAAGGUUGUUAUAGCCUUAAGAUGAUAAUGGGUACAUAUCACGUUCCCAAUUGUGUGUGCUUCAAAUAGACUCUGAGAACCAAGUCCAGCUCCUAGCCUUCAGGUGUAGCUUAGCUACCAAGUCCGGUAGAACUGCUUCUACUGACAAGGGGUGAAGGCGGGUUACUGGCACCUUAAAACCAAUCACUUCAGGCAGGUUGGGCUCGUCAGCUGUGGUUGGCAGCUCAUCUAUGAGAAGGAAAACUGAUCUCAAACCUCUGCAGCCUUGCAGCUAUACCCACUGAAGGAAAAAUCUGGAGUUGGAGUCCCAAGAGCAGUCCUAAAUUGAGCUCAUGCCGAAUGGCUACUCCUGUGAUGCUGCUGGUGACACGUUGUGUCAGUCUCUGCCAUUUCUUUGGGUUCAUCUGAUGCGUGGGGGGGGGGGGGGGAGAGCUUGCUACAUGGUCAACAGCUUACUCUCUAUAUUGUACUGCCCAGGCUUGCAGACAUCUUUCCUGUUAAGGGAGAUCACUCUGCUUUGCAGGCAAAUCUUAUGGCCUUGAAACAAUGUCAGUUCUGGGGCUUUCUCCGUGGUUGUCGUAGGAGUUGACUCUGAGACUGCAGGAAGUGGUUCUGACAGCUCUGGCCACUUUUCUUCUCCAGCAAUCGACUUCACUUCCUCCACUGUUUGAUGUGUCAUCUCCAGAUGGUAUCAGAUGCAAUCUCCACUGUGUAGAAGAGUGGUCCAGUUCUGACCUUAAUCUUUCUGAUUACCCAAUUUUGAUCACCUCUGUCGUCCCUUGCCAGGACUGUUCCACUCCUGGACAUGCAUCAAACUGCUUGGUUUCAGGAGCCUUCAAUUGGUCUCAGCUGUUGUCCUGCAUCCUCCUUCUGAAACUGGGUUUGAGGAGAUCCAAGCGUGAACAUAAGGGACGACCCAGGAACAGCAGAGCAGGUGGAUUGUUGGUUGUGGAGUGUGCUGCAUUGCAAUGCACUAAGAGAAAAUUGGCAAGCUUCUGUUUCAGUGUUUGUGAGGUGUGUUCUCCUGAUAUUGCUCACAGUAUGUCUUUUAAACUCUGGGUGAACCAUUUGUAGCUAGGUGGUAAAUGUAACAUGCCUUAUUCCAUUCAUUUUCAGGAAUGACAAACUGCUCCACCAACAACUGUAGUCCAUGUCAUUGACUAGGUGUUCUGGAACACCAAUCCUUGCGAAAAAGGCUUCUUAACACAUCAACAGUGCAGCCAGACCUCUGCCUCCAGCAACCCCCCUCUUUGUUGCCCUAGUCUCUGGAGCUUUGUUCUUUAGCCUCUGCCUAAAUGCAGGUAGGAGAAGAACAGCCAAGUGAUCACAUUUCUUGAAAUGCGAUCUGGCAUGGAACGGUAGGUAUUCCUUCUCAUAGCAUAACAGUUGCCUAGUGUGUUGGGACUUCUGGUAUUACAAGUUAUAUGCUGAUGGUAAUUGGGCAGGGAUAUCUUCAAACAAGCCUGGUUGAAGUCUCUAAUUAUGAUUUGAAAUGAGCCAGGAUGGACUUCUUCUUGUUUGGAGACGGCAUCAUGCAGUAUCUCAAGUGCUUGAUUCCAGUCAGCUGCUGGUGGCAUAUUAGCUCCAGUCAGGAUCAUGGAUGAGAACUCCCUGGGUAACUAGAACAGACAGCAUUUGUGCUCUUUGUCGGGGGAGCACGAAGCUCAACAAAACUGCUAUACCAGAGCACCACUGAGUUUAUCAUGAAACACACACUUCUACCUUUUGUCUUUUCCGAAUCAGCAGUUUGGUCCAUCUUGUGAAUCGAGAAGCUUUUGGGUCUGAUUGCUGUAUCUGGCAUGAAGGCUAUCCAGUCCUGUGUCACUCUUAUUUUUCUUUAUCAGUCCUUUUUAUUGAGUUCCGAGUAGAUAAACAUAACAAUGAUAAUGAUACAAAGAGAUCGGGAUUACAUUAAUAAUGGUUAAUGUAUACAGAAACAGACUCUGAGUUACACGUGUAAUCUAAACCUCCCAAUCUCUUAGUAACUAAACAUGAAAAAGAUCCAAAGAAUCUUUUUUUAACAAGAGAAAAAAAGUCCCCCUAAACUAAAAAAAACUCUUAUCUUAAUCAGAUUUUUCAUCAAGCUUGCAGAUUAGUGCUGUUUUUGAAACUGCAACUUGACUUUUUAAAUCUUUUACUCUUUCCUGUGUAGUCCAUUAAUUUUUGUCUGUCUGACAUGCUCUUUGUGUGUGUCCUACUUUGCUGCAUUUUUCACAAGUUUCAACUUUAAACCUGCAUUGGUCUGGUGAAUGGGAGCCCCUGCCACAACGGUAACACAAUUUGUUUGGCCAGGCCAUUUUCUGUUUAGACAUUCAGUUUUGUACACACUUUCAUUUCUGAUUAUACUCAAUUGCAUCUCUACCUGCUGUUUCCAUUCAUACAGCUAUUUCAAUUGCUCUUUUAAAGGUGAGUUUGACUCAACUAGUUAAGAGCAGUUUUUGAAUGUUUUCUUGUAAGAUUCCACAAACUAAAUGAUCUCUCAGUGGAUCAUUAAACACACUACCGAACUGACAAUGCUCUUCAAUUCAGCCAUGGAUGCUGAAAGGGACUUCCCUUCCUUAUGAUUCUGCUUAUGAAACCUAAAGAGUUCUUCAAUGGUUUCAGUUUUAAAUGGUCCUGCAUUGCUUUCACAACAUUAACAAAGCUGCUUUGGUUGGUACAAAUUUUUAAGCAAAUCGUAUGCCUUUAAAUCCAAUGCACUCAGCAAAGCCGGUAUGCAUUUCCUAUUGGCUAUUUAAUUUGGUUCAAAAUACUGCAGGUCAUGGGGACAGAGGGGCACAGGGUAGGAACAGGUCACAGGGGUGGUGGAGUCCCGUGUGAAAGCAGGUCAUAGGGACAGUAGGAUGAAGGGUGAAAGCAGGUCAUGGGUACAGUGUGCAAUGCAAACUAGUUUAAAAGUUUCAUUCCUUGUUUUUUCUGAUUUAGCAGCAAGAGGCACUAUACAUGUAUUAAGAGGUACUUUAAUAGGUAUAUAAAGGGACAAAAUACUUAUCCACACUAGCCUCUGUCUUCCAAUGUCUUUUUGUCUUCAGUUUUUAUCCCUAGUCAAAAUCCAUCCCAAGAGAAGAUUCCCUAUUUGCACAAACAGAUUGCCCCUUUUGAUAGCCUUAAAGACCCCCCCAUUUUAAAAAAAAGUCUCUCCCAACCUUUGGCCCAGACACAACUUAAAAAAUAGAGACAGUGAGUGUGAGAGGAAAACAUUUUUCACCUGGUGCAUUCAAAAUGGAGACAAAACAUUGGUCAGUAAUGGGGAAAACAGGCUGUCACCAGCACAUUGUCUUACACAUUGUAGCAUGCACCACAGGAUCAAAUUUAACUCUUUCCUUAUAGGGUGGGGGUAGGUUAUGUUGACAGUGGGGUGCAGGGUGGGAGCAGAUCACAGGGAUGGUAGGAUGGAGAGUGGGAGCAAAACAACAGAUUCCACGACACGUGUCAGUGAUAAUAAAACCGGACUCUUAAGAGUUUGAUGGGAGGGUGGAUGUAACUGGAGAGGUAAGUUGGUGUUCAGAGAAGGUUGCGGGGUGGAUCAUCAGAAUAUAUGGAAGACUAAGACACAGGAGUGAAAUUAGACCAUUUCGCCCACUGAAUCUGCACUGCCACUCAAUCAAUUCUGAUUUAUCAUCUCUCUCAACCCCAUUCUCCUGUAAUCUUUGACACUCUUAAUAAAAUCAAGAAUCUGUUCACCUCUGGUUUAACUACAACCAUGAUAGAACACAGAAUAGUACAGCACAGUACAGGCCCUUCGGCCCACAAUGUUGUGCCAACCCUUAAACCCUGCCUCCCGUAUAACCCCCCCCACCUUAAAUUCCUCCACAUACCUGUCUAGUAGUCUCUUAAAUUUCACUAGUGUAUCUGCCUCCACUACUGACUCAGGGAGUGCAUUCCAUGCACCAAACACUCUCCGAGUAAAAAGCCUUCCCCUAAUAUCCCCCUUGAACUUCCCACCCCUUACCUUAAAGCCACGUCCUCUUGUAUUGAGCAGUGGUGCCCUGGGGAAGAGACACUGGCUGUCCACUCUGUCUCUUCCUCUUAAUAUCUUGUACACCUCUAUCAUGUCUCCUCUCAUCCUUGUUCUCUCCAAAGAGUAAAGCCCUAGCUCCCUUAAUCUCUGAUAACUCUCUAAAUCAGGCAGCAUACUGGCGAAUCUUCUCUGUACCCUUUCCAAUGCUUCCACAUCCUUCCGUCCCUAGAUUCACCACAAUCCGGCUAAAGAAAUUUAGUUCUGUACUGAAGGGACAUCCUUCUAUCCCGAGGCCUAGACUUGCCCCGCUACAAAAACAAAACAUCCUCUUCGCGUUCACUGCAGGCCUUUCCAUGUCCCAGACGUUUCGGGGAGAACGCGGUCGGUUGGGGGGAGACGAGCGGCCGCCGGCAGGUUGUCGGUGAGCGCGGGGGCCGGCGAUAAGGGAAAGGGGGCGUCCGAGGCCGGAGAUACCCGCGAUUCGGGCGCCAGACAGCAGACGUGACGUGACGGACCGGAAGCCCCCCCCCCCGCUCCCAACCACCACUGAUUAUGACGCGACAGAGUCCCAGUCAAACACAAACUCCGUCUCGCAACGGGCGGCGGCGAGGGAUCGAUCGAGCCCGGCGACCAUCUCUUUGUUUUGAAAGUAGCCCAGUUUGAGUCCUCGAGCGAACGAGUAGUGCGUUUCCCCGAGGCGGGAUGGGGGGGUCAGCCCGCAGGGGAACCUCCUUCCGCUAUGACACGGACGGAGCUUUCUCUUUCUUUAUUUUCCUCCCGAUGUAGUGCUUCCGCCCCAGUGGAAGAAACGCCUCCGUGCCUCAUUAUCUUCCGAGCACGCUGUCGGCCCACCGAGAACCGUGUUGUGAUUCCUACCAGCGCGGGGAGGGGGAGGGAGAUAGAGAUUCGGGAGCGCGCCUGCCCCCCACGCCCCGCCCCGCCGCCGAGUUUCUUCCUCUCGGCCCCCCGCCAGGAGGGGACCCGCUCAUGUGGAGUUUGGCUGCAUCUCCAACCGCCGCUUACACGUGCAUAGAUAUAUAUGGGAAAGAAGAAGGGGGAGGGUGAAACUCACUGUCGGCCCGAGCGAGGACGCAUGAAGGGGAGAGGCGAGCGGCUGCGCUGCGGAGGAGAAGGGGAAAAGAUGUCUUCCGCCCGGCGGUCGCCCGAUUGUCGGCAGACGUCUCCCCCCGCUCGGGAGACAGGCAAAAGCAGUUUGUCAAAACGGAUUGGAGACUGGGCGUAGUGACAUGACGACACUUGGAGAUCCAAUAAAGGGAGUGUAUCUUUGUAAAUUUUCUGACUUCCUUCAUCCUACACCAUGGUGGCAUGGGAAGCAAGGCUAUAUUCUUAUAUUUAAAGUAAUUAAGGGUAGAGUGAACCCCGUGACUGAAAAUUACACUUCUGAUUUCACCAGUCCAACUCCUGGCUACGACUGCCAUAUCUCCACAAACAGUGAGAAGGUUUCUUCCAAAAUCAGCCACUUUCAGGCCUUUGAACUGACACAGUAUUACUUGUAUGAGUUUGAACAGUGUGAUGUUCAGUACUGUCCUAGACAAAUUUAUCCCUACGCUGUUGUAGCAUUUCGGUACUGUGACUACAUGUGCAUCACGGCACAGUCAAGAGAGACUGGGAUAGAUGCUCCUAAAAUUGAAGCUGUGCACUAUUAUCCUUGGAAAGGAAAACUCAUCAACAAAUCCAAAGCAGUCAGUGUGGCUCUGAAGUCGAGUGGCAGUGCAUUAAUGCCAGUUACUUUACCACCGAAGCUUGAAAUUGAAUAUGUGAUCAAGAUCAGUGAAUUGAAAGCUAAAUUGCCACCAGCAGUUUUUGAAAGAAAAAAUUACAUGCUAAAAGAAGUUUGUUUGGAAGGUUUAUAUUGUAGUUGGUAUGAGCUGGUGGAAUGCCUGGAAGAAGAAGACACCCCUCAAUUGGGUCCUCUAUUGAAUGAGUUGAAGGAAAAGAACUUGGCAAUUGUGAAAUGCCUACAGGAUCAGGGGUUUCUCAUAUUGUUCAGCAGAUCCGUUGCCAACUCUACUAGAGAGAGCAGCAAGACCACCGAGUGCACCGCACAGGCUGUGUUCAUUUUUAAAUCACCGAGAAUCUCUCACCUUAAAGAUGCAGGUCAGGUAAGCCAACCAAGACAGAGCUCACCUUUCUCAUCCAAGAUAUCUCCACUUCUUCCUGCUGUUAAUUAUGCAGUGGCAGAAGGUCUGAGAUCUGCUGGCAUUCAGAAGGUUCCAUGUAACAAAUUGGUUGAAGAUCACCUCAACAAGUACUUUAUAAUGACGCCAGACAUGCCUCCAAAUUCCUGCCAAAUGGGCAGGAAAGCAGAGUGUAGCCUUCCACCUGUUGCCAAUGCCACAGCGUGUGAUGGGGAGCCACUUAUUCCCGGAAACUGCCGGGAAUCGGCCAUCUCCCAACUUUCUCCCUACCUUGGUGACCCUGCAAACUACAUACUGUCUGUGUCAGCAGUUUUGGAACUUCAGGCAAAAUGCCUCAAGCUGUGUCAGAAGUCUGGCGCCAAGGCUAUGAGCCCUACUCAUGCAUCAGUGCCUGCGUCCAACAAGGCUGCAAUUGCCUUGGAGAACACGGAGGUGGAAGAACAAAGUCCCAGGAGCAGGAGCUCCCUGGUGGAGAAUAUGUUUCCUCGUUCUGGGAGGAGGAAGAAGGCACAGAAGCAGACAAAGCCACCCAUUAGAGGGGUACGCGCAAACGUCAGAAAAACCAGUGUAACCAACAAACCAGGUGCUGGUAAGACUUUCAACAAAAGUGCCGGUACAAUGAAAGCUGAAAGUAAUUUGGUGUCCAUUAGAGCGUCGAGCAGACUGGCCGCCAAAGUGGAUAAGCCAGGUUCAGACAGUGGCAGCAACCAGACUGCAUCUUUGAGUCUCUGCCAGUUGGCCAGGCCAAGGUCUGCUAGCGGUAACAAAAGAGCUCUUGCAGAGCCAGCCAAAGAUAAGUCCCUGGAACAGCCUGCUCCUCCCGAAGUGAAGGCAAAGAGAAUGAAAGCUACCAAGGUGCUUUGUAAGAUGGGUUCUAACCAAAUUGCAAAGGCAGAGAAAGCUGCCAAUGACUGCUGGAAGGAAAAGCUUAGCCAGCAGCAUAGUGAAACAGGGGUGAACACAGAGCAGAUUUCCUGGAACUCUGUAGAAGGCGAGUCUGCUGUUAACGCACCAGCCUCCCUGCAGCCUCUGUGCCUGGUUGUAAUCCCAAAUGAAACACAGUCAAAGAAAUGUUCAGAUGAAGGAAAUGGCAACUCACAGAAGGAUACUGAAACCAAUGUUUUGGAAACAGACGCACUCAAUAUUCUUGCUGACCUUGCAAUUAGCUCAGCCAUCGCAGCGCUGCCAAAAUAUAAACAGAAACGAUCUGUGUCAUUGAAUAUGGCAUCUGGCAAGGAUACGUCCAAAAAGACUGGUUCUGUUAGGAAUAACAAGCGAUCAAAUUGUUCUGUUGAUCUGUGUGCAAAGAGCAGUGCUUGUUUGCCUGGCAUAGAACCGAGUGGACCAGAAGGCCACCAGAAAGGAGCUGGAGAAUACUCCAAAAGUCCACUUGUGACUGAGAGUUUCUCUUCAGGCGCCACAUUGGCUUUUCCCAGCCAAGAAGCAUUUGAGGUUCCCAAAUCUCCGGCCCAGGUACAUGAGGAGGAGGCUCCCGGGUCUUUAACUGCUCCGUGCAGCUCACAUGUCUUGGAUGACCACUCAUACUCCCGGCCACCGAGGGACAGGGAGAAUGUGUACCUGGCGGUCACUAACCCAGUGUUGUCGAAGAAGGAAGAUGUAGUUUAUCAGUCUAUGUCAGUGACUGUGGAGGGUGAGAAGAGGCAGCCCACCGCAUUUGAGCAUCAGGGCUGGACUCACCCUGAGGCUUCCUCCAGAGAUGAGGAGAGAAGCUAUGAGGAAGGGACGUUAGUUGGAAGAGUUUUGCCUUUCCGGCGCGAGGACAGUUGGACCAAUGUUCGGGAUCCUGACCCAGAUCCACAGAAGGAAAAUGAUGCAAUAGCAAAGCAUCCUCAGGUACCUGAUGAUAAGCCGACAGAUCCGGUACAGGGCAGGGGUGAUGAAGCUUUCCAGCAGUCUCGUUGUGUACAUGAGGAAAAGAACACUGUGAAGGUGACAUUUCAAUGGAAUGGGCCAUAUCUGUACCAGUGGGACAGCAAGUACACCAAUGACCCACUGGAGAAAUCUGUGAAUCGGGCCCUACAUGGGCUUUGGGAUCCCACCAUCCAAGAGACCAUGAAAGAUGUGAAGCUUAUCCUUCAUAUGUGGAUUGGGCUUUUUUAUACCAAGUCUAGUACGAUGCUGCAGAAUUCCAUGAGGCAUGUACAGGAAUGCACUGAGUCUCCAGAAGCAGUGGGAGCAGGCGAUUUGCACGGAGAGUCAGUUGGGGUUCAGGACCCUGCCCCAGAUGAAAAUGACUCUGAGUCUGUUGUUUCAGUACAACAGCAGGAGCCGGGAGCAUUGGAGUCUGUAAUUAAGAGGAUCGAGAAGAAUUCAAGCCUUGGCACUUCCUGUGACUGCAGCACACCAGUUUGUGGGGAGACACUGCCCUGCGCCAGUCCCUGCUCAGAGGAAGCGGGCAGGGAGAGUGACAUCAAUGAAACCAUGUCAGAGUCAGCAGCACAAACUUGCAAGGGAGAUCUGGUAGAGACUGCGAAGAGCUUUGCCGAGGAUGAAGAAUCUGGCAGUCAGGAACCUUUGGAUGAUGUGAGUGAUGCUAGAGUAGAAAAUGGGAGCCAAGAGCACAAUUUGGUCCAGAGAUCUACUCCAUUAUCAGAAGAAAGGCAUGCAGCAGAAACGAUACAAUACCACGGCGUACCGGAUAAUGCUGCGGGAUGUGUGUUGGAAAGGGAUGAGAUGGCUCCAAGCCCAGCUAUCAGUCAAGCUGAAGUUACUCAGCAAAUUGCACUGGAUGGAUCUGAAGAGAGCUGGAGUUCCUCAGUGACAACAUUGACUUGUCCAGUUUUGACUGUGGACAUGACUGGAAGUGUGAAUAACGAGGGUCAAUCUGCUACUGAUAGUGACCAGCUGGGAAUUAUUCGUCAGUCUUCAGUAAUCAGAGAGCUACACUGUACUAAGCCCCAAGCUCAGCCUCCUUCUCAGAGUAUUGAGCUGAACAGUGCACCUGCUUCAGGGGGUUGUCAAAAGCUCAAAUCAAAGGAAAGUGCCCUUAACAACAUAGGGUCUGAUUAUGCCAGUGAUGAGGAAAAGAGAAUUUGCGAGGACGACUUGCAAAACAUUGAAGGCACACUUUCAGUUGAGGGAGACAUGUCGCAGGAUAAAUUUGAACAUUUGAACCCUAUUGAAGCUGGUACAGAAAGCUUUGCUUCUACAAAAGAUGUGCAGCUUCAUUCUGAAACUUCAGAAGUCAACAGUCAUGACUGUAACAGAAGCUUGGAUGCCCGUAGUCCUAUGGAUGUUACAGGUAGGGCACCGGAGAAGGGAAUUACUGGCUCCCAUGUUGAAAAUCCUGCUGGUGUUCAGAGCAGAAGUGAAACAGAAACACAACACGAAAGAACCAUUGUGAAAGAGUUUGUGGGAGAGGUGGCGAUUUCAAGUGAUUCCGAUUCUGAAUAUCUGGACCAGAUGGAAUGUGUGCCCUCUAGUGAUGUCCAUAGAAACCUAAUGGAACCUAUCCCCAGUCAAAAGCAUUUGGAAAAGCAGGAUAUUCACCAGGAGGAGGAAAUUGGAUCACCGAAUCACCAUGACAACUUUGACACUGAAUCUGAAGGACUUGAUUUCAGCUGUGAUCCAUCUCAAAAAGCAUGGGGUUCCUGUGAAGAAUAUUCUUCCUGUGAAGAAAGUGCUAAUAGUAAAAUUGAUAUGAGUGCUAAAGGCUUCCUGGAGGAUGAUGUGCCCAGGAUUAGCCACAGAGCAAGCUGUCAGCCACUGAGAAGGAAAGGAAUACGCUGCAUAAAGAGAGCCUGCUACCCUUCUAAUACGGAUUCAGACUGCGGAAGUUUUAGAGGGAAAAGGGGGGCAAUCAAUGGUUCUCUGCAGCUGAGACAUGCAGAAAGGAAUUAUUUAGCUCACAGUUUUGACAAAGAUGAUGAAUGUUACGAGAUGACUGACUCUGAUGUGCAUACACCUGUGCUCAUUAAAAAUCCAAACCUUUUGGGCAGACACCAAGUCUUCCAAAAUCUCAGCAUCACAUUUCAGACAAAACCCACCAGGUUGUGCGCGUGUGAAAGAAUCACAAGGACGUUUUACAGUUCCGAAAGGAAAAACUUCCAUGCCAGCCCACCUCGGCUUUUAAUAGAGUCUGGCACAAGUGGCUGCAGUAGUCCAAUUCAGGACAUUAUAGAUCUGGAAUUUAUCCAUUUCUCGCAGAAGGUUAAACAGUUACUAACCAGGUCUCACACUGCACCGUGUACAAGCAUCUUCUCCAUGAGGCAUGGCCGUAGGACAGCUCUGGAGAGGAACAAUGUCCAAAGAGGGUCCAGUGAGAAGAAAACCCCAUUUACUGUGACAAUACCUCAUCAAGUAACUGGCCAACGUAGCACGAGAUGCUCAUGUAAUAAAACUCAAAUGCCAGAACUGGCUGAUAGAGACCAUUGUCCGAGGAAUUGGAGGUAUAAACUACAACAGCGUCACAAACAUGAAAGCUACAGAAUGUAUAAGAAAAGACCAGGAAGUGAAUCUCAUGGCGUCAUUUGCUAUAGUAAUAAGCAAAUGAACAAAAUGCCAAAGAAGCAGUGUCCAACUGCAGAGAAAGAAUUUUUCUUCAUGGAUGAGCAGGCCUGUGUAAUGCGCAAGAAAUGUAAAGAACUUCGAGGAGAGAUGAGGAAACAAUGUGAUUCCUUUCUAACCAGUGUCAGCAAUAGCUUUCAACAGAGCUUGAACGAAGUAGUAAAGGAAUCGUGGAAAGCCAGCUGCAAAUUUUACGUUUGCGAGACAAAUUCUGAUCCGUUCUUUAAGGAAGUUAAGGAUUUCCUAAAGAAAGAAGGUCAUGUGGAAAUUAGCCUAUCAGAUCUCUCCAUGAUACAGCCAUACCAUUCGGGUAAAGUGCUUGUGAUUAUCCGGAAUGAAGACAUUGCAAUGCAUUUGCAUCAGAUUCCUUAUUUGGUGAAGCUGAAGCGGAUGCAAUGCGUUCAGUUUGCUGGAGUGGACAGUCCAAGAGACAUAAAAGACCAGACCUUUCAAGAGCUAUUUAGUUCAGGAGGCUUUAUUGUCUCUGAUGGGACUGUGUUGGACAAAGUGACUCCUGAAUACUUGCAACAGAUCUCUGCAGUGCUGGAGAAACUUGACUUCAAGUCUAAGUGGAAGUGGAUGGUUCAUUUCAGAGAACUCAAACGGCUGAAAGAGAUGACAAGGGAGGAGAGUGCGGCCAGGAGGAAGAUUUCCCUUCUGAAUCAAAAGGUGGAAGAGAAUAUCGUGGAAUUUCUCCCUUUCCAUGGGUGUGAUUCAAAGUCCCAGACAAAGCCUGACUAUCUCAGUUGUCUUAUGAAGCUGCAGGUUCAGAGAAUAAGCUCCCGGUUUGCUGUGUUUCUCUCAGGUAAACCUGAAAACAAAGAAGUCUUCACCCAAAAUGGAAUUAUAGUUUUGGAUAUAAAUAAUGUCACCAAGGAGUUAAGAAACCUGACCACUCCUUUACAGAGUACCUAUAUUACAGAAAAUGCUAUUCGGGCUAAAGAGCAUCACACUACUGAGACCCAGUUGGGAUUGUUCUUUGGGAAAAGCACAAGAAGUCAAAAUUCAGAAAUGGAUCAAGAUGUGUUCUGAGUUGUAAUUUCAAAUCGGGAUGCCAAAGCUUUAGUUGGGUGUGUGGAGGUGAGGAUGGGGGUUGGGUAAGUCUUUUUGGUUUUUUGGAAAACCAGAGAAAACAAUUUCCCUGUAACUUGUCCAUGCUUGUUUAUUUUCAUGUCCUAUCUUUUCAAUGUCCAUUGCCUUUCAGGAUUUUUGCCUGAUCUUAGCAAACAUUUAGCUGAACAAUCUCUAACAAAACUUUGCAAAUACUUGUUCUGUUAUUUUGGGUACCUUACAGAAAAAAUGUGCCUGUUUCAAGGGUAAGAGGAUAGUCUAUCUCGCUAUCAAACUUCAGAUUGCUCGAUUUAUCGGUUCCCCACUUGGGCAAGUAUAGUUGAGGGGUUCAGAGUUCAAAGUAAACCCACUAUGACUUCAGAUGCAAAUGACAGGAGGUUUUUGGAUGUACAGAAAUAUUUUUCCACCUUCUCAGCAGGAAUUUAGAUGGGAUUACAAUAUUUUGAUUUAUUGACAUUCGGUAUAAUAAAAUCCUCUGCUGAUGAAUAAUCUCAUUAUCAAACUGCAAAACAUUAGAAAAGUAUGCAAUUGUUGAAAUAUUUGAAAAAUAUUUUGGUAAAUGCUAUUUGUUUUGUUUAUGUUUAAUACUGGUUUUUUAAAAAAAUAUUUAUAAUGUUUUUUUUUCCCUUUUGUUAUCCCUGCAUCAGGCAGUUUUUUUCUUCCUAAUGGUGAACUCCAUGAGUUCAGUGUCCUUUCAUUUAUUCUCUCCCCUUCUGUUAAAAAUAAUAAAAAAAGUUGGAUAUGUUAAUUAGAAAUCACUAAACCAAAACCUACUUCAGAUUUCUUAACUGAUUGCCUUGUCAAGAAUAGAAGUAGAAAAGUAAACAAUAUUCUUUGGUGUUUGGUGGAACAGUAUCACAUUCAAUCAACUUUAUUUAUCAGCUGGAUGUGCUUUUUUUUAAAACCCUUAAUGGUUCACACUAAUUUUAACCAUCUCCUAAAUGGCUGAAUGUAUUUUUAUAUUUAUUUGUAAACAUGUACAUAUUUAAUGGGCAUCAGAAUAAAAAAAACUGUAUUUCAAAAAUGGGAAUAUUGCAUUUUUAGUAAAUAUUGUUAAAAUAAAAUUCUGAACAACUAACUCUUGGAGUAUUCUGCUUUGUGGAAGAGAUUUCUCUGUAUACAAAAGAAUUCUCUGAUUGUAGGUUGGACCAGAGGCCAGUCAGAAUUAUAUUCUUCACUAAUAGAUCAGAUGAACAAUCUUCUAUGCAAUUAAUCUUUCUUUUUCUUUUUCAAUCUUUUUAUUAAAUUUCAUAUAUAAAAAAAACAACACAAAAUAAUGAAUAGAUUACAGAUUCAAUAAACUUGAGAUUACAUUAGUAAUAGGAUAAUAAUAUCCUAUUAAAACAUCCAUCAACAAAAGGUACAUAAAUCAAUCAAGUCUAUAUAAAUAUAUAUGAAAAAAAAAACAAAAAUAAUCGUCGAAAAAAGAAGAAAAAAAAAUUGAAAUUAUAUAUGAGAAAAAAUAUAUAUUGAAAAAAAAUACUAAACUAAAACUAACAUGGGCAAUAAUAGCACUUUAUAAAUAUAUAAAGGUGUCAAGAAAAGAACUCCAGAACUCCAUACCUGAACAAGUAUAAGUAGAGAAAAGGAUCUGAAAUAAGCCAAAUUAAUUCAUAUGAAAGUGUCGAAUAAAUGGUCCCCAGGUUUCUUCAAAUUUAAUUGAAGAAUCAAAGAUAGUGCUUCUGAUUUUUUCCAAACUCAGAUAAGAAAUAGUUUGGGAGAACCACUGAAAUGUAGAAGGAGGAUUUACUUCUUUCCAGUUUUGUAAUAUAGACCUUCUGGCAAUUAAUGUUACAAAGGCAAUCAUUCGUCUGAUUGAAGGGGAAAGCUGAUUGCCAUCUUCAUUUGGUAUACCGAAAAUUGCAGUAAUAAAAUGGGGUUGUAAAUCGAUAUUCCAUACUGAGGAAAUGACAUCAAAAAUGUCCUUCCAAUAGUUAUGUAAAGUGGGACAUGUCCAAAACAUGUGAGUCAAUGAAGCCACUUCUAAGUGACAUCUGUCACACUGAGGAUUAAUAUGCGAAUAAAAUCGGGCAAGUUUAUCUUUAGACAUAUAAGCUCUAUGUACAAUUUUAAAUUGUAUUAAAGCAUGUUUAGCACAAAUAGAGGAGGAAUUAACCAUUUGUAAAAUUUUUUCCCAUUUAUCUGUUGAUAUAUUACAUCGAAGUUCUUUUUCCCAUUCUUGUCUAAUUCUAUCCGAUAUUUCUGGCUGUAUCUUCAUAAUCAUGUUAUAAAUAAAAGCUACUAAUCCCUUCUGACAAGGAUUAAAAGUAAA